Molecule: messenger RNA, 632 nt
Organism: Ostrinia furnacalis (Asian corn borer)
Lineage: Eukaryota; Metazoa; Arthropoda; Insecta; Lepidoptera; Crambidae
Exons: 2
Coding region: 99-365 (88 amino acids)
Source: RefSeq, a predicted model, not a curated record
AUAUAUAAGUUCUUGAGGCGGGAGCUGGUCAUCAGUCAAGAGGAGACCUCGUAGUGGCAGCUUGUUUGCUUGUUAGACGAGAUCGAAAUCUAUUCAACAUGUACAAAUCGAUCAUCCUUUUCGCCAUCUUGGCUUGCGCCGCCGCUGCGCCUGCACCUUCGCACGUGCUAGCUUACUCCGCCCCUGCUGUAGUGUCGUCUGUAGUCCAGCCUGCUGUGUCGAGCUACUCUGCAUACUCCAGCUCUGUAGUCCACGGCUCCCCUGUAGUGCCUGUAGUCCACUCAGCUCCUGUAGUUCACUCAGUACCUCUUGUCCACUCAGUACCGGUCGCCUACUCCGCCCCUGUACACACAGUAUUAGUCUAAGAUAGCAUUUAUGAAUAAGUUAAUAACGAUAGAAAUUCUUUACCUUUAUGUAGUUUCCAAGUUUUCGAGUAAAUUCUGUAACAAACUGACAAUGUGAUCCUUAAUUUUUGGUUUUUGAAAUGGUUUGUGCUUUAAAGUUUUUAAAUUCUCCAAAUUUUAAUAUACUUAUUUCUCUAAAUCGGCAAAUGUAUAUGUGAUAUUAUAAGGAUAAUAAUAAAGGACCGGGCCAAGUUUGACCCGUGAGCUCCAAAGCGUACAAUAAUAAUA